Cricetulus griseus (Chinese hamster) is the source of this 1162-nucleotide messenger RNA. NCBI's taxonomy places the organism in Eukaryota, Metazoa, Chordata, Mammalia, Rodentia, Cricetidae. The record is from RefSeq and is a predicted model, not a curated record.
UUACAGAAUGUCUGAAGGGGACAGUGUUGGAGACUCUGUCCAUGGGAAGCCCUCAGUGGUGUACAGAUUUUUCACACGGCUUGGACAGAUUUAUCAGUCCUGGCUGGACAAGUCUACCCCAUACACAGCUGUCCGGUGGGUCGUGACACUGGGCCUGAGUUUUGUCUACAUGAUUAGAGUUUACCUAUUACAGGGUUGGUACAUUGUGACCUAUGCCUUGGGAAUUUACCACCUAAACCUUUUCAUAGCGUUCCUUUCUCCCAAAGUGGACCCUUCCUUGAUGGAAGACUCAGAUGAUGGCCCUUCAUUACCAACCAAACAGAAUGAGGAGUUUCGGCCCUUCAUUCGAAGGCUUCCAGAAUUCAAAUUUUGGCAUGCAGCUACGAAAGGCAUUCUUGUGGCUAUGAUCUGUACCUUCUUCGAGGCUUUUAACGUCCCAGUGUUCUGGCCGAUCCUGGUGAUGUACUUCAUCAUGCUUUUCUGUAUCACAAUGAAGAGGCAAAUAAAGCACAUGAUUAAAUACCGGUACAUACCAUUCACACACGGAAAGAGGAGAUACAAAGGGAAGGAGGACGUGGGCAAGACAUUUGCUAGUUAGAAGCUGGACUGAAUCUGUCACACGUAUUCAAGAACGGUUUUGAGCCAUUGUAACAAUGCCUUUUUCUUCACAUAAAGUAGUUGAUUAUGAGGAAGUUGAAUUUUCUUUUUAAGAGGAGCCUCAAUGAUUUGUAUCUGAAAUAUCAGGUUCUUGAAGAAACUGGCAUUUAAAUCAAAUUGCAUUGAUUUCUUUUUCAGUGAUGUUGAUGUGUUUGAAGUGGACAGAAUUACAGUGAACCAUAGGCUUGGGGGCCAGGCGGGUGGCAGCCCGAGAGAGCGGGAGGGAGGGUGGGAGUGCAGCCCUGCCUUCCCGACCACGCUGAGGCCACUCCUGUGUGCCAGAGGGACAUGCCAGCCUGCUUCCUAUGUGUGAAAAAGAAUGUAACACUUUGAGGGUGACUGUCACAUAGCUCUGUGGGGUUCUCAUGCCAGUUUCUGAAUCUCAUCUCACUAGAAGAUGUUUUUCAAGUUGGCCUCUAUCAUAAUGACUCAAAACUUUGUUCUUAACUACCAUGAUUGCUUUUGAGGGCCUGGAAUUAUAAAUAUAUAUUAUAUUUUAAUUGUU